Messenger RNA from Mus pahari (shrew mouse), 4576 nucleotides. It is a transcript of the gene Trpc1, whose product is annotated as transient receptor potential cation channel subfamily C member 1. The coding region runs from base 483 to 2912 and encodes 809 amino acids. The transcript has 13 exons. The record is from RefSeq and is a predicted model, not a curated record. Gene Ontology annotation, cellular component: membrane; cation channel complex. Gene Ontology annotation, molecular function: store-operated calcium channel activity; inositol 1,4,5 trisphosphate binding; protein binding. Lineage: Eukaryota; Metazoa; Chordata; Mammalia; Rodentia; Muridae. Gene Ontology annotation, biological process: manganese ion transport; regulation of cytosolic calcium ion concentration; calcium ion transmembrane transport.
CGCCCCGGUGUCGUCGCCUCCGCGGGGCUGAGGAUGACGUGAGGAGAAAGCCGCGAACCUCUGCCUCCUGUGGGUGCUGCUGGGCCAGCGGUCCCCACAGCCCCGGAGCCGGACGUGCUGCGAAGCGCACCGCCGAGCUCUCCGGCCGGCGGCCCCCUCACUCCCUCCCAGGCCGGGCCGCCCCCUGUGCGGCCCCUGCGGCUCCUGGCACGGCCCCGCGCUCGGCUGCCGCCCUGGCGCGCUCCACUCUGUCGUCCCCGGACGGGCGCGGACCAGCUCGACCGGGGCGCCGGCGGCUGGGCAGAGGGCGCUGGCCCCGGGGCCGCGCCAGCGCGGCCACCAACCUGGGGCUGUCCGUGGAGGGCGAGUGCUGGUUCCGGGGCGAGGCGACGCCCUUCGGGGCCAACGGGCCGCACGCCGAUGUGGCCGUGGGAACGACUCACCCGUUUUCCAGCUCGGGGUCGGGGUCGGGGUCGGCGCCCAUGGGGGCCCCGCCUCCGUCUCCUGGCCUGCCCCCGUCGUGGGCUGCGAUGAUGGCGGCCCUGUACCCGAGCACCGACCUCUCGGGCGUCUCCUCCUCCUCCCUGCCUUCCUCCCCAUCCUCCUCAUCGCCCAACGAAGUGAUGGCGCUGAAGGAUGUGCGAGAGGUGAAGGAGGAGAACACCUUGAAUGAGAAGCUUUUCUUGCUGGCGUGCGACAAGGGUGACUAUUAUAUGGUUAAAAAGAUUUUGGAGGAAAACAGUUCAGGUGACUUGAACAUAAAUUGCGUAGAUGUGCUUGGGAGAAAUGCUGUUACCAUAACUAUUGAAAACGAAAGCUUGGACAUACUGCAGCUGCUUUUGGACUACGGUUGUCAGUCCGCAGAUGCACUUUUGGUGGCAAUCGACUCUGAAGUAGUGGGAGCUGUUGAUAUACUACUUAAUCAUCGGCCAAAACGAUCAUCAAGACCAACCAUUGUAAAACUUAUGGAACGAAUUCAGAAUCCGGAAUAUUCAACAACGAUGGAUGUUGCACCUGUUAUUUUAGCUGCUCAUCGUAACAACUAUGAAAUUCUUACAAUGCUUUUAAAGCAGGAUGUGUCUUUGCCCAAGCCCCAUGCUGUUGGCUGUGAAUGCACACUGUGUUCUGCAAAAAACAAAAAGGACAGCCUCAGACAUUCCAGGUUUCGUCUUGAUAUCUAUAGAUGUCUGGCCAGCCCAGCUCUGAUAAUGUUAACAGAGGAGGAUCCAAUCCUGCGAGCGUUUGAACUUAGUGCUGACUUAAAGGAACUCAGCCUCGUGGAGGUGGAAUUCAGGAAUGAUUAUGAAGAGCUAGCCCGUCAGUGCAAAAUGUUUGCUAAAGAUUUGCUUGCACAAGCCCGGAAUUCUCGUGAACUGGAAGUUAUCUUGAACCAUACAUCUAGUGAUGAGCCUCUUGACAAACGAGGGCUACUAGAAGAAAGAAUGAAUUUAAGUCGUCUGAAACUUGCUAUCAAAUAUAACCAGAAGGAGUUUGUCUCCCAGUCAAAUUGCCAACAGUUCCUGAACACCGUUUGGUUUGGACAGAUGUCAGGUUACCGCCGAAAGCCCACCUGUAAGAAGAUAAUGACUGUUUUGACAGUUGGCAUCUUCUGGCCAGUUUUGUCACUAUGCUAUUUGAUAGCUCCCAAAUCUCAAUUUGGCAGAAUCAUUCACACACCUUUCAUGAAAUUCAUUAUUCAUGGAGCAUCGUAUUUCACAUUCUUGCUGUUGCUAAAUCUCUACUCACUUGUCUACAAUGAGGACAAGAAAAAUACAAUGGGGCCAGCCCUAGAGAGAAUAGAUUACCUUCUCAUACUGUGGAUUAUUGGGAUGAUCUGGUCAGACAUUAAGAGACUGUGGUAUGAAGGGCUGGAAGACUUUCUGGAAGAAUCUCGUAACCAGCUCAGCUUUGUUAUGAAUUCCCUUUACUUGGCAACCUUUGCCCUCAAAGUGGUGGCUCACAACAAGUUUCAUGACUUUGCUGACCGGAAGGACUGGGACGCAUUCCACCCCACGCUUGUAGCAGAAGGGCUUUUUGCUUUUGCAAAUGUUCUGAGUUACCUUCGACUCUUUUUUAUGUAUACAACCAGCUCUAUUUUGGGCCCACUGCAGAUUUCAAUGGGACAGAUGUUACAAGAUUUUGGGAAAUUUCUGGGAAUGUUUCUCCUUGUUCUGUUUUCCUUCACGAUUGGACUGACUCAGCUCUAUGACAAAGGCUACACUUCCAAAGAGCAGAAGGACUGUGUGGGCAUCUUCUGCGAACAGCAAAGCAAUGACACCUUCCACUCGUUCAUUGGCACCUGCUUUGCUCUGUUCUGGUACAUCUUCUCCUUAGCGCACGUGGCCAUCUUUGUCACCAGGUUUAGCUAUGGGGAAGAGCUGCAGUCCUUCGUUGGAGCUGUGAUUGUUGGAACUUACAAUGUUGUGGUUGUGAUUGUGCUUACGAAGCUGCUGGUGGCGAUGCUUCACAAGAGCUUUCAGCUGAUAGCAAAUCAUGAGGAUAAAGAAUGGAAGUUUGCUCGAGCAAAGCUAUGGCUUAGCUACUUUGAUGACAAAUGUACACUGCCCCCACCUUUCAACAUUAUUCCUUCUCCAAAGACGAUCUGCUAUAUGAUCAGUAGCCUCAGUAAGUGGAUUUGCUCGCAUACCUCGAAAGGCAAGGUCAAACGUCAAAACAGUUUAAAGGAGUGGAGAAACUUGAAGCAAAAGAGAGAUGAGAACUACCAGAAGGUGAUGUGCUGCCUGGUGCACCGAUACCUGACGUCUAUGCGACAAAAGAUGCAGAGCACAGACCAGGCCACCGUGGAGAACCUCAAUGAACUGCGCCAAGAUCUGUCAAAAUUCCGAAAUGAAAUAAGGGAUUUACUUGGCUUUCGGACUUCUAAAUAUGCUAUGUUUUAUCCAAGAAAUUAACCAUUUUCUAAAUCUUGUAGAAAUAAUUUUCCAUAACAGAUCUGAAAGACUGUAUUUACAUACCUUGCAAUUAAAUCAAUAAGAUAUAUACGGGCAUAAACAAUUACACAAAAGCCAUUCUUUAAAUAUUUAUAGCAUAAAUAUAUGUCAUGUAAAAUAUGUAUAUAGAGUUAGUUUUUUAAAACCUGUCUGUGGCUUUUUGUAGAAGCAAAGCCAUUUUGUUCGCAUGCUCCUUUGUUUUCUUAGUUGGUCAGUGCUUAACUCCAUCAUGUUCAAGAGGGGCAGCUGUCAGCGUACACGCGGCCCACUCCAUUUUAUAAAAUGAAGAUCAGCAAAUGCAGCUACCUUAAGACACACUUGAAAUAAAAAGCUCAUGGUGUUUAAAUCUCUUAUUUUAGGAGUUCACAAAGAGUUCAGUAUAUAUUGUUUAGGAGUAUAAUUUAAUCUAAAAUACCCUAUUUUUUCUUUUGUUAGAAUCUUAAGCAGCAGAGAAAAGUUUCUAGUAAAUAUUAAAUUUAAGCCAGUCAUGGUGGCACAUGCCUUUAAUGCCAGCACACAGGAGGCAGAGGCAGGCAGAUCUCUGAGUUCAAGGCUAGCCUGGUCUACAGAGUGAGUUUCAGACAGCCAGGACUACACAGAGAAAUCCUGUCUUGGAAAAAAUUAAUUUAUUUAUGUCUAUCUAAAUUCAUCUUGGUAUUUGUAGUGUAAUAUAUUUACUUUUCCAUGGUUAUAAUAAUUUUAUAUUUUAAAUUUUGUUUUGACAUUAUUUUAUAUAUAGUUCUUUAUAUUGAGGUAGUUUAUAUGUUUAAGUAUUUAUAGAGAUCUGUGAUUUUUGAAAAAUAGUAGCCAUCUUUUACCCAUAGACUAUGUGUUUAUAUUUAUACAUUUGCAACGUUACUUCUCUAGGCAUUUGGUUAGUUUAGCUUUUCCUUCUAAUUUUACAAGUUGGAGUAAAACUCACCAUUACAAAGUUGAAGCUGCUUGUCUUCACGUGGUCACAUGCUGGUCACAGUGGGCUUGGCUAGAGCCCUGGAGCCCUGAAGAAAGCUGCUUUCCUUUCAGCUGAAGGCUCUUGAGCUCCUCUUCCAAAGUGUUCUCCUCGGAGCCUACCAUAGCUUCUACAAAAGGGGCCUCGUGCUUGCUGCUAGAGAUGUAAAGCACUGUUUAUUCAUUUGAAAUAAAAAGAGUAUCUGACUGCUUUUCAGUGUUCAUGUGAGGGUGUGGCUGAAGGUUUCCCCACAUGACAUUCGUGCAGCGUGUUUGUGAGGAGUCACCUUCCUAAUUUGAAUGUCAGUUGGCAUUGAGGCCAGAGUUCAGACAGCCCUGGUCUGUGAGCACCACCUACCCAGGGGCAGCUGAGGAUUCUAGUGUUAGCUUUCAUCUUGCUUUUUACAUUUGUUUUUAAUGUUCAGGUUUAAGUGUUCGCUCUUUUCGGAAAAUUCUUAUAAAAAUGUUUAUUGUAAAGUUAUAUAUUUUGUCUACAAUGGGACUAUGCGCUUCCAUGUUGGGAUUUUACAUCAGGAUUUUUAGUCAUUCUAAAAAAAAUACCUAAUUAUUAAAAAAUUUAUAGAGUACUUAUGUGUGCAUGAGUUACUGAUGGGUUAUAUUUUGAAUGACAGCAUAUUGUAAGAAAAAAAUGAAUAAAAGUUGACAUUAGAUCAUAA